Messenger RNA from Penicillium expansum, 2085 nucleotides. RefSeq lists its product as uncharacterized. Bases 1 to 2085 code for a protein of 694 amino acids. NCBI's taxonomy places the organism in Eukaryota, Fungi, Ascomycota, Eurotiomycetes, Eurotiales, Aspergillaceae. The record is from RefSeq and is a predicted model, not a curated record. The transcript has 2 exons.
AUGGAGGGCAAUAACCCAAUUUAUCAGUGGCUUUCCACUGUGGAUGAACAGGACCAAAGUCGCCAUCAAGAUGGAGGCAUGUUGUUGUCGCAAGAACCACGAUGCUUCCGCGCUAACAGAGCUUUAGCUGAUAACCAGGAGCAAGUAAAGUGCACAGCUCUUGCAACAGCCAUACCACGAAUCCGCAUCCCACUUGAGAUAUCUGACAGCGUGCCUGGGAAUGGACAUUCAGCUAGCAGGAAAAGAGAUUCAGGUCACCUCAACGAAACCAAAUCAUCGCCCGCUCACGAGAUCAUACCAGGAAAUGAAAACCAAAAGACAUCUCGACAUAGUUACGAGCUAAGGCCCAGACACAAGACUCGCGAGGAUCGCUACGAGUACAAGGGCCCAUCAUCGGCUGUGGAUACCCAGUCGCAGUCUCGUAAAGGAAGAGGCAAGAAAUCCCGGGGCAGGAGGCACACCAUGAAUGAUGACUUCCAUGCCAUCAAUGUCACGGGAAAUAGAUUGACACUGCGCAGCAACACAAACCAGGGUAUAUUCAGCAAGGGACGAUCUUCUUCUGUAACGCAUCGCCAUGAAAAUUCCCCGUCAAUCGCUCUUGCAAAACCUGCAGCAACCAUCAAAUCUCAUAAUCUAGUCGCAGAAUCUGAUCUUGCCUUUUCUGAAAUGAACUUUCUGUCCCGGAGGAAUAAUAUCAGCCCGUAUCCCAUGUCGACUGCCAGAGACACUCUGGAUGGACAGCAUGAGAGAGAGUGGUAUCCACAAAAGCUCGGGUUUGAUCAUCCUGCACAUGACUCCAAACUUGACAUGUCUCACUCAAACAACGAGUUUCUUGAUGCAGAACGCCAACUUGACGCCUCGGUCACGCCGUUGACCACAUUUGAAGAGGCGCGCACCAGCGAGAUUUACCCAGUUUCCAGCCACUCUCGAAGUGUGUUCCCCAUGCCCGACAAUAAAAGAAGAAAGACAUCCAAACAAUCAUCGUCUAUUCCAUACACGUGGACUGAAACUGAGGCCGACAACACGGAACAAAGCGAUGCCCUUGAACAACACCUCCUGAGCCUGCUACAUGUCGGAGUAUAUCCUCAAGCGCUAUGCUCUGAGAUCACAAAUACUGUCUUGAUCAGACGGUAUUGGAGUUUGGCCGAAUUAUGGGAACUAUUGGAGGAGAGAAAGGCAGCAUGGUCAAACGAAGCCGGCAACAAAAAGCGAGCUUCUCCCGAAGCCAACAUUGGGCAGCUAACUGCAGCCAAAUCCGCUUCACAGGAGGUUCCCGAGAUCAUUGCACCAGGGCAUUUGGAUCUUGUCAAUGUCAGUGGGGUGCAAAAUGAAAUGUCCAAAGAAUCCUCGGAUUCGAACGUCGCGGGUGAAACGGCAUGCGGUGUGAACAACGGUCUACACCAACAACCUUCAAUUCUUGAGCAACAGCAAAGCGGACCACGUCAAGCUUCGGAUAAAUCGGGAUGUCUAAAUAUCCAGGCUGCCAGAACAUCAAACAGCCCAGAUCGCUUCAUAGAUACCUUGAAUGGACAUCAGUGUGAGACUUCCCCUCAGGAAUCGCCAGAGGAUGCAGUCCAUUUCCCCGCACCCGUACCAGAGGCCAAGCAGCCGCAUAUGUCUGACAUCGAAUUUUAUGAGCUGAGUCGAGUCGAUGAUGAUGAUGUGUUCUAUCGCACGCUGGAUGCCGCUUACUAUGCCAUCGUGCACCCUGAAGUUGCGGCUGAAGUUGCAUCGGACUUACAGAAGUUACUUGAAUCUCCCGAGCUAAAUUGCAAUGAGCUUCCGAAUAGUCCAGAGUCCGACAUUCCUACCCGACAGGUAGAGGCGGGAGAGCCAGACAAUUUGGCAACGGUCUCUCAAGACAUCACACAAGACCAGGGUGAUGAAAGGCCACCUGAGUCUUCUUUUCGACACAAACUACCCACAAGUCAUUCGAAUGAUGAUUGUGUUGAUCAGAACAAUGAUCUGCCAUGGUUGACUACUGGAUACGACCAGUCACAACCGCGCGCGUCAACUGAAAUCGAUGCGCGACAGACUCAGCCUGCAGAAUUAUCUGACUUCUGGCGACAGAACAAACUCUAUUGA